AUGUCCUUUGCCAUUGAAAAUAUAGCUACUAAACCAUACCAGGAUCAAAAACCUGGUACUUCCGGUCUUCGUAAGAAGACUGCAAUCUUCAUGAAUGAACCACACUACACUGAAAACUUCAUUCAAGCUAUGUUAGACGCCAUUCCAGAAGGUAGUAAAGACGCUACUUUAGUGGUUGGUGGUGACGGUCGUUUCUAUAAUGACGUUGUCUUAAAUAAGAUUGCUGCCAUUAGUGCCGCUAAUGGUUUGAAGAAAUUGAUCAUUGGUCAAAAUGGUUUACUGUCUACUCCAGCUGCUUCUCAUGUAAUCAGAUCCUAUAAGGAACCUGUCACCGGUGGUAUUAUCUUGACUGCUUCUCACAAUCCAGGUGGUCCAGGUAAUGAUUUGGGUAUUAAAUAUAACUUGGCCAAUGGUGGUCCAGCUCCUGAAUCUGUCACCAACGCCAUUUGGGAAGUUUCUAAGAAAUUGACUCAUUAUAAGACCAUUUCUAAUUUCCCAACUUUGGAUUUAGCUAAGAUUGGUGAAAAUCAACAAUAUGGUCCUUUAUUAGUCGAUAUUAUUGACACUACAGAUGCUUACGUGAAAUUUUUGAAAGAAAUCUUUGAUUUCCCAUUGAUUAAGAAAUUCAUCCAUGAACAACGUGCUCAAAAUAACUUCAAACUAUUGUUUGAUUCCUUAAAUGGUAUUACUGGUCCUUACGGACAUGCUAUCUUUGUUGAUGAAUUCGAAUUGCCAGCUGAUGAAGUCUUACAAAACUGGCAUCCACAACCCGAUUUUGGUGGGUUACAUCCAGAUCCAAACUUGACUUAUGCUAGAACUUUAGUCGAUAGAGUUGAUAGUGAAAAGAUUCAGUUCGGUGCUGCUUCAGAUGGUGAUGGUGACAGAAACAUGAUUUAUGGUGCUGGUCCAGCAUUUGUAUCACCAGGUGACUCCGUCGCUAUUAUUGCAGAAUACGCCGCUGAGAUUCCAUAUUUCGCCAAGCAAGGUAUUUAUGGUCUUGCUCGUUCUUUCCCAACUUCUGCCGCUAUUGAUAGAGUCGCUAAAGCUCACAACUUAGAAUGUUAUGAAGUUCCAACUGGUUGGAAAUUCUUCUGUGCUUUGUUUGACGCUAAAAAACUUUCCAUUUGUGGUGAAGAAUCAUUUGGUACUGGUUCAAACCAUAUUAGAGAAAAAGAUGGUCUUUGGGCUAUUGUCGCAUGGUUAAAUGUUUUAGCUCUUUAUAAUAAACGUCACCCAGAAAAGGUCGCCUCCAUUAAAACCAUUCAAAAUGAAUUCUGGGAGAAAUAUGGUAGAACUUUCUUCACUCGUUAUGAUUAUGAAGGUGUUACCUCCGAAGAUGCCGCUAAAGUGGUUAAUAUAUUGAACGAUUUUGUUCAAGAUAAAAAAUCAGUAGGCUCUGCAUUCCCAGGUUUGCCAGGUGUCACUGUAGCAGAAGCUGGUGAUUUCUCAUACACUGAUCUAGAUGGUUCAGUAUCAGAUCAUCAAGGUUUGUUUUUCAAGUUAUCUAAUGGUGUUAGGGUUGUAUUAAGACUCUCAGGGACAGGUUCUUCUGGUGCCACUAUCAGAUUAUACAUUGAACAAUACUCUGAUGACAAGAACACUUAUCAACAAGACGCUCAAGUCUUCUUACAAAGUGCUAUUAAGCCAGUUGUACAAUUCCUAAAAUUCAAAGAAUUCAUUGGAACUGAAGAACCAACUGUCCGUACAUAA
Maudiozyma barnettii is the source of this 1710-nucleotide messenger RNA. It is a transcript of the gene PGM1, whose product is annotated as phosphoglucomutase PGM1. Lineage: Eukaryota; Fungi; Ascomycota; Saccharomycetes; Saccharomycetales; Saccharomycetaceae. The coding region runs from base 1 to 1710 and encodes 569 amino acids. Gene Ontology annotation, biological process: carbohydrate metabolic process. The transcript has a single exon. The record is from RefSeq and is a predicted model, not a curated record. Gene Ontology annotation, cellular component: cytosol. Gene Ontology annotation, molecular function: magnesium ion binding; phosphoglucomutase activity.